CGGAGAUCAGACUGUCUACUACUGAUACAGCACGCUGUUAACGUAACGCAGUUCAACGAGCUUACGCUAGUGUGCUGUGGUGCCACCGCACAGACAGGCAGGGCAGGCACGCUCACGCAGGCAACAAGGUGAAAACGGGAGAUGGGCUGAAAUCCUAUACACGCUGUCUACCCAACUUCUUCAGUUGUACAGAACCAUCAUUUGCUGGCGACGUUGCGUGCUUGUGGCAUGAGCAGCCGGCACCAUGCCUUACGUGGAUCGGCAGAAUCGCAUCUGUGGCUUCCUGGACAUCGAGGAGCAGGAGGGCAGCGGCAAGUUCCUGCGCCGCUACUUCAUCCUGGACACGGGGCUGCAGGGGAGUCUCGUCUGGUACAUGGACAACCCACAGAAUCUGCCCAUAGGUGCAGCCUGUCAGGGUUCACUUAAGCUCACCUACAUCUCCAAGGUCAGUGAUGCCACCAAGCUGAGGCCAAAGGCCGAGUAUUGUUUCGUCAUUAACGCCGGCAUGAGGAAGUUCUUCCUGCAGGCGAAUGAUCAGCAGGACCUUGUGGAGUGGGUCAAUGCACUCAACAAUGCAACCAAAAUCACUGUGCCAAAGCCUUGUGAGGCAGCCCAGGCAGGUGAACUGCAGAGAGGCCAGUGUGAGGCCCUGGGCUCCAGGAAGCAGGUCUCCUACAGGACUGAUAUCAUAGGAGGGGUCCCCAUCAUCACACAGACACAGGAGGGAGCAGACGGCCAGAACGGCGGCGACCGGGAGGUGCUAAAGCGCUCCCACAGCCAGCACCCCUACCGGCCAGCCCAGGAGCAGACCAUCCUCAAGGCCGGCUACUGCGUCAAGCAAGGAGCUGUGAUGAAGAACUGGAAGCGUAGAUAUUUCAUCCUGGAGGAGAACUCCUUGAGCUACUUCAAGUCUGAUCUAGAGAAGGAGCCUCUGCGUCUGAUCGCGCUGAAGGAGGUCCACAAAGUUCAGGAGUGCAAGCAGAGUGACAUAAUGAUGAGAGACAAUCUAUUUGAAGUAGUCACAUCCUCCAGAACCUUUUACAUCCAGGCUGAUAGCCCAGAGGAGAUGCACAGCUGGAUCAAAGCCAUCUCAGGGGCCAUCGUAGCCCAGAGAGGGCCUGGCAGAACAGCCGCUUCAAUGCGUCAGGCCAGACGGCAUUCGAACCCUUGUAUUCAGAGGUAUUGGGCCCGCGUCGCUGAAGGCAGCACGUAUGUGAGCUCCGCUACCUCAAAGCCGCCUCUCUGGCCUUUGCUCUCUCUCCCCUGUGGUUUAGAGGAGCACUCUGUCGGGUCCUCCUUUUUCUACCGCUCCCUCUCGUGCGGCCCCUCCCCUCAGCCGCCCGGCGGCGGCGGCGUGCCACCCUGCGGCGAGUGGCGAGGUGCCGCGCGGCCUGGCCUGGGACAGCGAGCACUUCAUGAGCCUGCUGCCGCUCCCCCGGCCGCAGGCCCGCCUGUCCCUGCAGGAGACGCGUCUCUCCAAGUGAGCCGCCAGCAGCUGCAGCAGCAGCAGAUGGAGGAGGAGGAAGAGCAGGAGGAGGAGGACGACGAGUCGCCGUGGCGCCGCCGCAGCAGCUUCGAGCCAUGCCCUUCCACAGAGCCCCCCCUGGAUCUGGAUGAUGCUGAGCUGCCUGUCAGUUUGGUCUGAUCUUUAAUACACACACACACAAACACACACACACGCACAAAACACACACACCCCUCCCCUUGCAUUGGUUGUUGGUAGAAAAUGGGAGUGGAAAACACAGUUGGAGAGAUUGAGUGUGGCGACUGGAUAGACGAAACUGGAAUCAUGGAGAGCGAAGUCUUGGCCUGUCAGGUGAGAAGAGUUUGGAGAAGCUUGGGGGGGAUUCAUUAACAAUGGGGGCUCUUCACUUGCAUCGUCCUCCAGGCAAGCUAACAGACCGUGUGGAUGGUCGUCAAGGACAGAUCAGCACAUACUUUGGGGUGCUCUUUCCGACCCCUCUCUUUUUAUUCUAUCUUUUCAAAUUUGGACAGGCUUUCUUCCAUAGUGGCCGUGCUGCCAGCCCUGAACCAUAGCAAUGGCAGGACUCCAAUGUGUGAUUGCUGUAGGCUAGCAGGCUGCUAGUAGGUUUGCAGAGGGAGGCCAGUGGAGAUUAUAGGCUGCAGGAAAAGGCUGGUAAUGAAGGGACUGGAAAAGGGGGAAAUAGUUUAAAGGCAAUGUGGACAGACAGCUGUCCACUGAGAACAUAUCCUUUCUAGGAUUCUUACUGAUGAUGUGGAAAGAGAGAUUUGUUUGAGUGAAUGAACUGUCUAUCCCUUUUUUCCUCCUACAUUUUUAUUUCUUUUUCUUUGCUUGACAUGAUCUGAAGCCAAGAUUUGAGGACUUCAACACAGGCAAAAAGCUGUGAAAAUAACCCCCAAAAAAACCCAAGCAGUUAGUCACCAGUUUAUUCUACCGUAACUUUGUUCUAACCAUAUAUUAAAUAUGCUAUCAUUAAACAGAUAAAUGAAGCAGGCAAGUGUUUUGUACAUGCUCAGCUCACAGCCUUAAAUUACUCACUAAUCAUGGGCCAUGCCACACACACACACACACACACACACACACACACACACACACACACACACACACACACAAUUUAACAAUCAGAUUUUGUCCUGGCUUAUAUUUCAUAUAGAUUUUAAAGCUAACAUUGAAAACAAACAGAUGUAUCUUCCCGUGUUGUAAAUAUAGAAUUAUAGGUACUACCCUUAAAAUUUCUAAAAUCUACUGUUUGAAAACCGUGAAAGUCACUGUAUUUAGUUUCUGGUUCAGCCAAUCAAAGUUGGAACCUUGAAUACAGUAUUUAAAAUGAAAGGCAGUAUGUGAGGAAUUAAAAUAUAUAUUUUUGCAACAACUUUUUGAGUGUCACUGCGUACCAGAAAAGAAGUCCCCUACCCCAGCACGCCUUUAGCUCUUAUGAUAAAUAGGCCACCAAAAAUGCAUACUGGCUGAGCAUGCGCACAGGUCUGGUGUAUAGCCCUGCACUGUGACCCCCAAUAGCCCAAUAGCUGCAUGCCCAGCAAUGAAGGGUGCAGAACAAGCAUCAUCCUGGGACCGUGUCGGCUUGGACUUGAGCUCACUGUGGAAAGCACAAAGAGAGAAAGUACGGAAGUACCCAAAACUCCGAACUGAAGACUACCUCAGUGGAGGUAUGUUUUACCUAUCGGGGCGAAGAGUGUGUGUGUGGUACACUCUACAAACUACAAGCUGCAGACUAGUCGCUUUGGCUUGCGAAACAAACAAUCAAAGACAGUGGCAGCUCAUUGGUUUGAGGGAGUCUUAAUAAAGAGAUUUAUAACAAUGUUUAAAAAUCUAAUCUUGCAUUAGAUUGAUGGUUCCUACUUUUACUGACUAAACCAGAGGCGAAGAGAACUUCAAUGUCCAUGGAACCCAUGUCUAGCACUUGAUGUGGAUUCCAUGAUUGUGUUUUGUGUUUUUUGCUCUACUUCUGUAUACUUUUUUUAAAAUAUUGAGCACAGGAGAAUUGACCAAGUGUUUAUAUAUUUGUGUUACAUGUGCCAGCAAAGGCAUACUGAAUUGCCUUCUUCAGAUGCUCUGUUAUCCUAGGCUGUCUUUCUUUCCUGCUUGCAUUUGCUGUGAUCUCAAUGAUUUCAAGAAAGCUGUACAAAGGCUUGAGUGAAAUUGAUGCCAAUGAAAUGGCAAUGGUUCACACCUUUUCGAUAUAAUUUCUGCUCAUGAACACGCUGAAUGGAAGGCACAAAAAGCAUUUUACAUGUGUUUUAAAGGUAUGAGAGUAUUUAAACACGCAUUAUCUCGACAAGUGACGUGUUGAUGACUUUUUGUUGACGUACUGAGAGUGGAAGACAACAGUUCCAUUGAAGAGGUCCACUAAUUCUGUUACCAUUUAACUGAAAUGCGGUUUAUUAUUUAACCAGUACAAAUUCUUGUGUUUGUCACAGCAGCAGGACUGGAUGUGGUCAGCUGAUUAUCUUUGUUGUGUGAUUGGCCCAUUUUAUACCCAUUGACGAUCAUACCAUUGGUGUCUGUGACCAUAUAGACUGCAAACCGUUUUUUUGUAUUUGGAUGGAGAUACUGCUGUGUUUGGUUUCAUGUCAGGACCUUUUGUAUUCCACUGUUUUCCUCUAGAUUACUGCUGUACAUGUGCCUGUACAUGCCCUGCCAAACUAUAUGUGUGUAAUUAUGUGGAAGUAAGCAGCCCCGUGCUUGUAUGAGUUUAUUUGUGUGAGUGUUUUAAUAGGGUCUGUGAGUUUGCUGCAAAACCUGUAUUACUGUCUGAAAAAGUGCCUGCGUAAUUUCUACUUUUAAAAAUAAUCAAAUUGUUUUAAUCCUGAUUCCACUCGGUUCAACACAACUGGUGUUACUGAUUUUUUUGUUAAUUUUGUGUUAUUUAUUCUAUGGUACAAAAAGAGGAAUAAACAUUUUUUAAUUCAAA
Messenger RNA from Alosa sapidissima (American shad), 4415 nucleotides. Its product is annotated as pleckstrin homology domain-containing family A member 1-like. The transcript has 13 exons. NCBI's taxonomy places the organism in Eukaryota, Metazoa, Chordata, Actinopteri, Clupeiformes, Clupeidae. Gene Ontology annotation, cellular component: cytoplasm; membrane. The record is from RefSeq and is a predicted model, not a curated record. Gene Ontology annotation, molecular function: PDZ domain binding. Bases 245 to 1645 code for a protein of 466 amino acids.